AUGGAGAUCCUGAGGCGGCGGGCUGCCCAGCCUUAUGUUCCCCGACGGACCCUCGAAACUGACUUCCCCGCACCACUGUACAGCGAUGACUACCUGUCCUUGGAGGGCCCCCGCUGGGCACCAGCCAUCAAGCAGGCCACGCGAUGGAAGUACACGCCCAUGGGCCGGGAUGCAGCCGGCCAGGUGUGGUACACGGGGCUGACUAACUCAGACCCGCGGGACGCGUGGUACACACUGCCACGUGAGCUGGACAGUCCCCACCGCACCGCCUACACACACUGGCACGGCUGUCAUAGUCACCGAGAGCAUGACCUGCCCUCAGCCUACGGUCAGCGCCUGCAGGAGACUUCGUGGUACGACCCCACCAUCCCUGCUCAGUCUGAGGCACCCAGAACGCGGUGGGGGAGCCUGCUGUGGAAAGAUAGACCCAUCCGGGGAAAAGAGUACGUGCUCAACAGGAACAGAUACGGGGUGGAGCCGCUGUCUCAGGUGUACAACUAUGUGCCAUACCUGUCCCCACCCCAGCGCCCGAGGUACACAACUCAGAACUACCGGAAGUGGAACCUUGAGCCCUACUGCCCCUCCUCCAACCAGCGGCCCCCGCUCACCUACACACCCAGCUGGGCGCUCUCCCCACGUUGCUGGUAG
Messenger RNA from Chrysochloris asiatica (Cape golden mole), 648 nucleotides. It is a transcript of the gene TEKTIP1, whose product is annotated as chromosome unknown open reading frame, human C19orf71. The transcript has 5 exons. NCBI's taxonomy places the organism in Eukaryota, Metazoa, Chordata, Mammalia, Afrosoricida, Chrysochloridae. The record is from RefSeq and is a predicted model, not a curated record. The coding region runs from base 1 to 648 and encodes 215 amino acids.